Molecule: messenger RNA, 5726 nt
Organism: Oryctolagus cuniculus (rabbit)
Lineage: Eukaryota; Metazoa; Chordata; Mammalia; Lagomorpha; Leporidae
Source: RefSeq, a predicted model, not a curated record
AGAGUUCCAUCCUCCACUUGUACUUAACUCCUCCCCGUUUUUACUCGCUUGCAAAAAAAAAAAAAAAAAAAAAAUCUCUGUUCCCAGCUCUGCUUGCAGGAUAUCUCAUUCGUUGGGGAUCCUUCUACACUUGAUUUCUGCUUUAGAGUUUUGUUAAAAGCUGUCCCUGUACUUCGUUCAUUCCUUACAGGGGAAAAAAAAAGUCUCAGCAGGCAAAUAAAUGGCACAGACUUACUUUCUCCUACCCCAACUCUUAACUGAAAGGAGAGAGGCGGCUAUUUGUGUCCUGCUUGGUCGGUGCUGUCUCCUGUGGGCCUUCUGAUUGUGACAGCCACGUGGCCGGCGGAGUGCAGUAGAGUGCUCUAGCGGCAGGCACUAAGGGCCCAGGUUCUUUGGGAGCCAAGGGCUUUGUAACCGUGCUGUAGGUUCGCUCGCAUGCGCUUUUAUCUUGGUGCAUUCUGAGAGGGGGAAGUGGAAAAAGAUGAAUCUUUCACGCCUGUUUCUCUUGCACUCCAAGCCUAAAAUUUAUGUUUCCUUGUAGUGCUGCCUGGUGAAUUAAGUGCCUGGACCAACCUUUCUUCUAAAAACAAUCCAAAAUGCUGGAUAAAAUAAAAUCUUAAAUGCAUCAAAGCUCUGGCACAGAGGUAAAGAAUACUUAAGCCAAACACUAAUUGGAAACUCAUGAAGAACUAAGAGAGUAAAUGGGUCCAGUAAUUGGAAUGACUCCAGAUAAGAGAGCUGAAACCCCAGGAGCUGAAAAGUUUGCAGGAUUAAGCCAGAUUUACAAAAUGGGAAGUUUGCCUGAAGCUGUUGAUGCUGCCAGGCCAAAGGCCACUCUAGUGGACAGUGAGUCAGCUGAUGAUGAACUGACAAACUUGAACUGGCUUCAUGAAAGUACUAAUCUUCUGACAAACUUCAGCCUUGGAAGUGAGGGUCUUCCAAUUGUUAGUCCAUUGUAUGACAUUGAGGGAGAUGACGUGCCAUCCUUUGGACCAUCCUGCUACCAGAACCCAGAAAAAAAAUCAGCAACUUCAAAGCCCCCAUACUCCUUUAGUCUUCUCAUUUAUAUGGCUAUUGAACACUCUCCAAAUAAAUGUUUGCCUGUCAAAGAAAUUUAUAACUGGAUUUUGGACCGCUUCCCAUAUUUUGCUACUGCACCAACAGGCUGGAAGAAUUCUGUUCGACAUAAUCUGUCCCUGAAUAAAUGUUUUCAGAAAGUGGAAAGAAGCCAUGGCAAGUUCAUGAACAGACCCACUGAAAGGAAGUGCUGCUAUGGUAACAUAACCAGACUGUUAUUUGAGACCAUACCCAAAAUACUUAACUGGCCUGAAACUGUUAAUGGAAAAGGUUCAUUAUGGUGUGUUGAUCCAGAAUACAAACCCAAUCUUAUACAGGCACUGAAGAAACAACCUUAUCCCUCAGCACCAACAUCUUACACCUCUCCUGAAUCUCUACAAAGUGGUUCUUUAUCACCUCAGUACUUAAGCUCUGUACUCAAGCAGAACCAAGUGCAAACCCUCAAAGAAUCUGAUAUUGAUGCUGCCACUGCAAUGAUGCUUUUAAAUACUUCUAUAAAACAAGGAAUUUUAGAAUGUGAGAAGCCCCUUCCUCUUAAGACAUCACUGCAAAAAAAGAGGAGUUAUGGCAAUGCAUUUAAUCAUCCCAGUGCUAGACGAUUACAAGAGAGUGAUUCUUUAACCAGCAGCAUUGAUCCAAAAGAAGAUCACAAUUACAGUGCAAGUAGCAUGGCAGCACAGCGUUGUGCAUCCAGGUCUAGUGUGUCUUCCCUGUCAUCUGUGGAUGAGGUAUAUGAAUUUAUCCCAAAGAAUAGCCAUGUGGGAAGUGAUGGCAGUGAAGGAUUCCAUAGUGAAGAAGAUACAGACGUUGAUUAUGAAGAUGAUCCUCUUGGAGACAGUGGCUAUGCAUCACAGGCUUGUGCAGAUACCUCUGGAAAAGGGCAGCCAGGGAAAAAGAUGCGAAAACAGUCAUGUCAAGAAAUUGAUGAGGAGCUCAAAGAGGCAGCUGGAUCUCUGCUGCACCUUGCUGGAAUUCGUACAUGUCUUGGCUCCCUAAUAAGUACUGCAAAGACACAAAAUCAAAAGCAGCGGAAAAAAUAGAAAUACUUGUUAGUGUAAAAUUAUUUUAAAGUGUGGCAAUACUCUUCUACAUAAUUCUUUACAAGGGAUAUCAAAGCCAUAAUGGACUUCUUUAGUUUUAGGGUAGGAGAAAGAUGAUAAUUAGUUGUUUUUUGUUUUUGCUUUUUUUUUUUUCAAAACAUUUUUGAGUUUUUUUUUAAUUUUUUAUUAAGAAAUUGCUGUUAGGAUCAUGCCCAAUCAUAAAUAUAUGAAGUCCUAAAAGCAUAAUAUUUGUGAUAAAUGUCUCCAAGAUUAGUAAAUUUGUAUAUAAGAAAAUUUUAAAAUCUUUAGCCUCUGUUGUAAACUUGUAGAAAAAAACUUUUCUUCUGUUAAUAUGUCAAAAUAUAAGAUUUGGCAACUCUAUAAAACUUGUUUAAUUUUUAAUCUGUAUUUAACUAUAGUUACUGAUUCAGCUAAACUUUUUGCUGAAAUCUCUUCAAUGUACUUUUCACCUGACACAUGAUCCAAAAGGAUAAAAUUUGGGGUUUUUAUUUUUUCUGUUUUAUUUUUUGUUGUGACAUGACAAAGUCAAAUAUAAAUUGAAAAAGACCCUAGAUGUCAAGAAAGUUCCUUUUGGUUUUGUAGGUAGAAAAUACAACAGAAAUUUCUGUGAUUCAGAAAAGGCAAUUUUGGGAUGUGAUUUCAUUGAAGACUGCAAUUCCUAUUACAAUAGAUCUUUGAGAUUUUUUUACUUCACAGAUAGCACAUAGCAUUUAUUGGGUCUUUUGUCCUUCCCAAAGUUCUUUACAACCAUUGUUUAAAUUGUAGCCGCAAGCUGUCUUUGUUGAGUAAAAAUUAUCCAAUGAGAGGAUAUAGCCAUAGAGUGUGUUAUGGAGUAAACACCCAUUUUGACACACUUUUGCAAUAAGAAACUUUUUGGUUUGCUUGCUUCUUACUACAUUCUGAGAAUCUUGUGAUAGUAAUAGAAUAUAAUAAAACAUUUUGAAUACAUAUUGCUUAAUGUUAUCAUAAAUAAGAUUGGGUUAUUUAGGAAAAGCUUCUGUCCAGGCUUUGUAUGGAUUAAAACUAUGUGUAUACCAAAUUAAAUUUUAGGAGAUGUAACAGAACCGCGGAGACAAAAUACUUUCAUGGAAUUCAAAAUUUGUGUAAAAUUAGAUCUUCCACAGUACAGCCUUCUGAGGAGGCAGUGUAAUACCCGUAUUUGCCAUUAAUCCAUGCUAAAAAGUUUUAUAUUACUGUUCCAAAAGUACAUUGACAAGUAUUUUAAGUGUUUGAACAAAUCUGCUUCUAUAAGACAGUUUUUCAUAAUACCAUCUGUACAGUUUGACUAUAUUAUUCAUAAAGAACAAGGGAUACUAAUAAACUAAACGUAUUCAUUAUAUUUUUUUAACAAUGGUGGAAGCAACUUCCAGAACUUCAGUCUUAUCUCAUAAUAUACCCUAUAUCAUAAACAAUGACCUUGUUUUCAUUUUUCUCUUAACUUAUAUACAUGUAUACACAUACAUACACACAUGUGUGCACAAGUCGUGUUGCUUUGCUGCUUUCAGCUCUUUCCAUGACUAUAAAACAUUUUCUUGGCUUUUUAAAAGAGAAUGACAGAUAUUUUUAUUUUAAAUUUAAAAUUUUUAGGAUAAAACUGCCAAAUGAGAAGAAUGAUAACAACAAUAUCUUUUUCAAUUGAUAAGACUUUAAUCCAGGGAUAAUAGCAUUAAUGACCUUUGUCCUGUUUCUGUGUUACUUGUAAUUGAAUCUGGAUAGCCACGUUAAUAGAAUUGGUGCUGUUGAAAUAUAAUUUUGUAAUUGUUGAAAUGCAGGAUGAGGUAUUUGGAUUUUUUCCUUCUUCCUGUAUGUCACAUCUACAAAAAUUGGGUAAACCAAGUUGACCCCUUUUACUGUGGACAGUAAUAAAACAUCAAAAAAAAAAUGGCGCUUUUACCACAGUAUAAAUAGUAUAAAGAGACUACAAAAAUCACUUUAAUAAAAAUAUUUUUAAGCUAUAUACUUAGGCCCUCUGGAGACACCCUAGAAACAGUGUUUCAAUGAUCUGGUUCCAGUUUUUUUUGUUGUUGUCCUACUGAAAUUCUGUGCCAUAGAUGUUCUCAGUUCUACUCUUAAGUUUGUAUAGAAUUCAAUGAAUCACUUGCCAUCUGCUAAUAUACCAAGUUGUUUUCAAGGGGAAGAACCAUUUAUGUUAUGUCCCCUGUUACUACUUUCAUGAGGAUUGCGAUCUCAUUCCUCAAAUGUGUUGAGAUAGAAACAUGGCUCAUAACCACCGACAAAAGUCAUUCCAGAUGCUAUGGACUGGAAAUUGUAUUCCUGGUAAUAUUAGUAACAAAUUGUACUAUAAUAUAAACAACUUGGAAACCUCAGAGAGGUUAAAUAUUUUUAGACAUAUUUUUAAACUGUGAUUUUAAUAAUUUGCCUUAAAGUAUUAUUAAUUUUGCUACAACUCAUUCCGGUUUAUAACCCUAGCAAAAGUUUUAUCUCAGCACAAUUAAUCUUCAUCUUUCACAUCCCAUAUAGAAUCAGUGUUUCUUAAAUAUGUACUUUUAAAAUUUGUUUGUGCAAUAUAUUGCUUAUAGUCAAUAUUUUACUUUUCAAAUUCAGAAAAAGAAAACAUUACUUUUAUUUGUAGGAAAGCUAACUUGGUGUAUCACCUCCCUUUUUCCACUUUUGAGCCUUUCCUGUCCUUAUAGCCAGAAUGACUCCUAUUGACUUAGAUUCCUUUGUAUAUGGUAAAACUUAGUAUAUCUAUAUUUUUUUUAUUUUUUGCUUUCUGAGGCAUUAUGUAAAGGGUUCUUACUAGAUGAUCAGUUAAAUAUUCAUUAGCACAAAUUCAAAUCUAGUGAAAGUGUUGAUGGGAUAUACCUGUAUCAGUAAACCAGAAGGCCUUUCCCAAUAAUUUAAGAAACAAAUGUGAAUACAUCACAAAGCUGUAAAAACUGUUGCUUUAAAUACUACAGUAACUUCAGCACCCUUUUAUGAAGACUUUAGCAUUUACUUAAGAAACUUUGAGGCUUUCUGGUUUACAUAUAUUUUGUAGUAUUUUGUUUGAAAUGUGUAAGCUUUGAUUUAAAGUUUACUUAAGUAUGUUAAUGAUGUAGUCAAAAUAUUUAUUGAAAGGCAAAGUACAGUAUUUCAAUGUUGUACCUGCCAUUUUUUUCUCAAAGCACAUUCUUUGCAUCUAACUGCCAGUGCCAUUGUCAAACGUUUUUUAAAAUUGUUGUAUAUUUCUUAUUAAACUAAGUGCUUAAUUUUAAAGUAUUAUGUUACCAUCAUAUAGUGUAUAAAAAUGUGUAAUUGCCAAUCCACUGUAACUAUUUAUUUUUAAAUGAAAGUAUAAGAAUGCUUUCUGAUUCAAGAAAUUCCUUAUUAAACUGUUUCCUUAUCCUCUUUUCUGCUGUAGCAUAAAAAUUAUCCUGAGUUUGAAUAACUGCCAGUAGAUGACCAGUCACGAGUGAACCACUUCUCAGUUUGCCAGUCUUUUUGCUUAUAUUAAAACAACUUACAAAUGUUUAGUUUUUGUAUCUAAUCUCUCUGAUUAUUAAAAUGUUUAUAAAGUUUAUUUUUACCAAAGAAAUGCAAUUCAUUAUGAUAAAGUAUUGCAGAAUAAACUUGUUUUAUAACAUU